AUGGCGCGUCUCAGUAACAUCUCGGUUGUUGUUCCUUUGCCUUCCUUCGACAUCGACCCACUCAAGACUUUUGAUGAAGACUUCUUUGACCGUGCUGUUGACAACAUCUUGUCUGAGGAAGCUAGCAUCGAGGAAUCCCGGGACGAGAUGAUGGAUGGGGAUAUCGGCAUAUCGAGUCCAUUUGGGUAUGACGGCACGUCUGACUCUUCCAAGCUCGACGUUCGUCGAAGCCGACGGACCGAAACCAAGUCGCCGCAUUCUUCUACUACCUCGACCUCCUCCUCGCCUACAACCAACACGGCAAAGAACCCGAAGUCUAGAAGAUCUUCUAGCACAAGGAAGAAUGUAACGAUGGAGAAUCUCGACGGUGACAAUGAAGCUUUUGUGGGCCUUGAAGACAUCACACAGCCCCGGCAUGAGAGGGACAUCGUGGAACUUGAGUCGUAUCCCAUUCAUGAGGCGGACAAAAACCUUCUAGAACCGACAGGGUCCCCUGGAGUUUCAAUUGAUGACAAUGAAAUGACAGCCGAAGAAAAAAUCUUUGUUUCAGUGGAUCCAGAGAAGCAGAUGGAGGUGAUGAAGUUCAUUGUCUCACAUUCUUUCAUGACCGAGCAGGUCCAACCUGUUCAACGUUCCGCCAGGCGGAGAUUCACUGGUCAAGUGCGCGAGGUUGCUUUGGAGGCUGGGAUGAACGACACAUCCAUCGAUGCUUUGAUUGACCACGUUCGAAACACAUUCCUUGAGGACCGUGAGAUUGCGCCAGCUAAAUAUGCCGGCUCUGCAUUUGGGGAUGAAGUAGAUGGAGAGGCAGAAACACGCCGAAAGCGACGCAAGAGCAGCACAGACCACGGCGAAGACAAAGAGCACAAGAAGAGCAAGAGGCGUCACUCGGAUAAGCCAAGACGUCACAGCCACGAUGCUCUGCAGCAUGAUGAGCCAGCCGAAGUAGUGGAAGCGCAUGUCCCUGCAGGUGUCUCUACUAAAGGGCGGGAUACUAUCUACGCUCAUUUGAAUGAACAAAAACAUAAGGAGAACACGCCGGACCUACCCAUACUGUCCGCGGACAUUAUCGGGGGUAGCCCUAGCCCACACGAGGACCCGACCGAAUCUCCGUCCCAUGAGGAGCUCACUUCUCAGAAUCCGGAGCCUGAAAAGCCGGUCGACACUAAGCCAUUGAAACGUCGUGAGCCAGGCAACAAAACACAAAGAGAAAAGAAUAGGCGCAAGCGUGAACGGAGAAGAGAACGGAACAAACAUCGAAACCUCUCGGUUGAGCAGAGAAAAUCCCAAGAUGAUGCCAUUCAUAGUGCAGAGAAACAAGCUGAAGUUGACUCCAUUGAUGGAAAGGACCGAAUUCCGCCUUCCACUCCCCAGCAAACCUCUUUCGAGGGCUUCGAUGGAAGCAGACGAAGCUCCAGUCAUCCCUCGCUACCCGCCGAUCCAACUCUGUGGGACACGGAUUUUUGA
Messenger RNA from Penicillium coprophilum, 1467 nucleotides. RefSeq lists its product as uncharacterized. NCBI's taxonomy places the organism in Eukaryota, Fungi, Ascomycota, Eurotiomycetes, Eurotiales, Aspergillaceae. The transcript has a single exon. The record is from RefSeq and is a predicted model, not a curated record. The coding region runs from base 1 to 1467 and encodes 488 amino acids.